Peromyscus californicus insignis is the source of this 1655-nucleotide messenger RNA. Its product is annotated as 60S ribosomal protein L36-like. The transcript has a single exon. Gene Ontology annotation, cellular component: ribosome; cytosolic large ribosomal subunit. The record is from RefSeq and is a predicted model, not a curated record. NCBI's taxonomy places the organism in Eukaryota, Metazoa, Chordata, Mammalia, Rodentia, Cricetidae. Gene Ontology annotation, biological process: cytoplasmic translation. Bases 1001 to 1312 code for a protein of 103 amino acids. Gene Ontology annotation, molecular function: structural constituent of ribosome.
UCUAACACAUAUUUAGACCUCAUUUUAUUCUGAAUUAGUUUAAAGGUGGAGAAUAAGGGAAGAAAGAUGCAUGAGAUAAUCUCUAUUAAAAAAAAAAAUCAGAAGUUGACUUUUUAAAAGGGCUGGAGGCUUAAGAAAUAAAGGUGAUAGAAAGAUGCAGUGAGUACUCGGAACUGGCAAGUCAGAAACUCACUGCCAAGUAUGUCUAUCAGCCAAGUAAGAAACCCGAUCAGCUACAGUUGGCACAGCAAAAGUGGGCCAGAGCUUAGGGGAAGCCAGCGGUCCUGACACAAGACCAGGAAGAAGUCUCUCAGCCUCUCUUGUAAUCUUCAACGAGAAAACUAACAUCCCCUAGACUACCUCCUAGGGCAGGCAGAGCAGCCAGCAUCAACAGUCACAGAGCAGAGCCAAGGCAAUUCCUCCUACCCCAGGCCCAGGAAGCUCAGGAGCUCGUUCAACCCAGCAGCAGGUGAAGUGUGUGUGGAUGCCACACAGACUCCAGCCACUCUUCAUAAACACUCUUUCUCCAAGGCUUCUUUUCAGCCAACACAAAGGCAAAGACCCUAAAGUUACACUGUCUGUCAACUACUGGGAAUGCAGCCGCUCUGUGCUGCUAAUUAAAUGCAGGAUCAAGUACUAACCAGCUGUGAACACCCACGGCAGAGAAACAAGGAUUCGGCCACAUCUGUCCCUGACUCCAGCAUCUGGGACCGUGCUUCUCACUGCCAUCAGACCGGCAUUCCUUUACAUUCUCUGAUAGCACAUGAAGUCCCAUCACUAUCCCGAAAUUAAAUUGAUAAUUAAUUCUACUCCACAGACAUAAGAAUAACCGUAUAUGUACACAUACUUUCAAAAAGAAAUCAAUGUAAUACCCUAGCUAAAACAUGAAUAUAAUACCCUAGCUAAAAUAUGCAGCAAAAGAAACUGAUAAGGAGAUCAUUUGUAGUUCAUCAUUAACAAUGUUUUCCUGUGCUGUAGCAGCCGCCAUCACAGAGCAGUCAUGGCCCUGGGUGACUCCAUGGCUGUGGACCUCAACAAGAGCAAGGUGACAAAGAACAUCAGCGAGCCCGGACAUAGCCAGCACCGCAGCCUCACCCAUGACACCAAGUUCAUGUGGGACAUGAUCCAGGAGGUGUGCGGCUUCAUGCCCUACGAGCAGCAUGCCAUUGGACUGGUCAAGGUGUCCAAGGACAAGCACACGCCCAAGUUCAUCAAGAAGAGGGUGGGCAUGCACGCACAUGCACACCAAAAGGAAGAGAAACUGAGCAACGUGCUGGUGGCCAUGAGGAAGGCCAGGACCAAGAAGGGCUGAUGCCCCCGCCCCACACCCUCCCCAAUACACGUUUAUGUUGAAAACAAACAAAACACAAUGGUUUCCUGUGCACACAAUGGUUUGUGUAACGCCUGGAUUUGGAGGGAAACUAAGAUUUUAUUUCACAUGAGAAACACAAUAAUGUGCACAAAGCCAUGUAAAAAUGCUUCCUACAAAAAAAUGCUUAGUAUUCAACUUACUAUCAGAAUUAUUUGUAUAGGGAAAAUAUGUGAACUACAGUAAGGCUUUUUUUACAUGCACCCCCCCAAAUCCCUGCCAUGUUGAACAGAAUGAGGAGCAAUGCCAUUCCUGCUGGCAAAUUGAGUGCUCUGAAAAAGGGUGG